AUGCAAUAUUUGUUUGAAUUUGUUCUAAUUACUAAUUUCAUGUUCUAAAUAAUAUUAUGUGAAACAAUUAACUGUUAAAUUUCAAUAUUGGAGCCUGAAGAAAUAUUUUUUGUAAAAAAGGAUAAUACAUUAAUAAUCUAAAGCGAUGAAAAUGAUUUACAAGCUUUAAAUUAUGGGAAUUAUGAUAUUAUUAAAGAAUCAUUAAGAAGUAAAAAUGUUGGAUCAGAAGAAAUAAUUUCAACAUAAAUGAUUGAAAUAAAUAAUAUUUUUUCAGUUUUUGAUAAGCUUUUUUGCUUAUUUAAAAAAUCUGAUUAUUAUUUUAUCACUUGUAUAAAAGUAAAGAAUAUUAAUGAAGAUGGAAGAGAAAAUUUUAUAGAAUAAAAUAAACUCUAAAUAUUUUUAAAUGUCAAAGUUGACAAUAAAUGCGAUUAAUUUUAUUUCUAGGAAAAUUUUGAAUUUAUUGUAUUUUGCUUUUAAGAUUUAUUUUUGAAAUUAUACAGCAUUGAUUUUGAAAACAAAACAAAAUUGUUAGUGUAAUUUAAUAUAGAAUAAGAUAAUAGGUAUACUUUAUGUAAAAGAAAAUACUUUAUAAUAUCUGAUCAACAUUAUUUGAUUGCAUUCUUUCAAUGUCAAAAUUGGGGAGUAUUUACUUAUUAUAACGAAUAAUUAAAUGUAACUUUAAAUGAAUAAAUAGCAUAAAAUAAUUAUUCAUAAUAAAUAAAUUAUCUAGAGAAUAUUGAUUUAUGUUAACAAAAUUAGUUAUUUCUUAUUACAGAAACUAAUUAUUUCACAUUUAUAAUUUAUGAGAAUAACUCGUUAACUUUUCAAAUAGUUUUCAAAAAUUUUUUAAAUUUAAAAUAGGUUUUACUUUCAUAGACUUGCAAUCCAGUAUAUCAUAUUCAUUAUAUUUCUUCAGUUAACAAGACAGUAAUAAAAAAAAAAAAUAUUUAAUUAGAAUUAGAAGGUACUAAUUUUAAUAUCAAUUUAUUUCGGGAUAUACUUUUUGUUUAAAAUAAUAAUUAAUUAUUAAUAAUUUAUGACAAAUAAUUAUAAUAAAUAAUUAAUAUCAAUCAUUCGCAAUUUUACUUUGAUAAUUAAUUUAAUCUCAUAUUUUAAAUAGAUUUAAUUGCAAAUGAAAUCUUAUUUUAUAGAUUUUCAUAUCCCAGAAAUUUCAUUAAAUCUUCUAAAAAAUAUAUUUAUAUGAUAUACAGUUAAUCACUACUUUAAGCUUAUAAUUAUUUCUGCUUUGAAAUUUAAUAUAUUUUAAAAACUCCUUAAUUAAUUCAAAAUUUCAAUUUGAUAAAUAUUUGCCAAAAUUAAUCAAUCAUUUAAUUAAGCAAAUAAAGUUUUAAUUUAAUUGGCUAAUAUUAUAUACAAUUACCUUUAAAUCAUGAUUUAAAUAUAAGUAUUUUUGAUAAUUCUUCAUUUAAUUUAUUUUGUAGGAAUUUAAAUAAUUUUAACCAUAUAGAUUAAACCUUAGUAUAUUAUUAAAGUGAUAAUUAAAAAUCUUUUACAUUAACAAAAACUAAAAAUUAUAUUCAUUACUAAAGUUGUGAUGGAUAAUUAUUACAUCAAAUCAAAACUUAAUAAAAUUAGGUAUUCUAAUACGGAAGUUCUAUUUUUAUGUGGUUAAAGGAUAAAAAAAUAUUAAGAUAAACAAUUUUUCUAGCUACUUAACCAGAGAAUUUUGAAUAUAGAUUUAAAAGUGAAAUAAUCAAUAUACUUUAAUUUUUAGAUAUUAUUAUUGUAUUCACUUAAAAUAGAGAAGAAAUUUAAUUAUUUGAUUUAUGUACAGCAUCUACUUUGAUGAUCGAUCAAAAAAUCAAAAAUAUCUUGGCCAAUCUGAAUCAAAUGUAUUUAUAAACAUAAAAAGAAACUUAAUAAUUUCAAGCAUUCUAUUUUGUAAAAUAUUAACCUUAACUUAUUUAAUUUAAUUAAUAUUUGAUAAUAGAUAAUCAUUCANAAAAAAAAAAAUAUUUAAUUAGAAUUAGAAGGUACUAAUUUUAAUAUCAAUUUAUUUCGGGAUAUACUUUUUGUUUAAAAUAAUAAUUAAUUAUUAAUAAUUUAUGA
Paramecium sonneborni is the source of this 2070-nucleotide messenger RNA. The record is from the annotation of a GenBank genome assembly. Lineage: Eukaryota; Ciliophora; Oligohymenophorea; Peniculida; Parameciidae.